Larimichthys crocea (large yellow croaker) is the source of this 5383-nucleotide messenger RNA. It is a transcript of the gene gfra1a, whose product is annotated as gdnf family receptor alpha 1a. The transcript is spliced from 11 exons. The record is from RefSeq and is a predicted model, not a curated record. Gene Ontology annotation, biological process: nervous system development. Gene Ontology annotation, cellular component: signaling receptor complex; external side of plasma membrane. The coding region runs from base 450 to 2051 and encodes 533 amino acids. Gene Ontology annotation, molecular function: signaling receptor activity. NCBI's taxonomy places the organism in Eukaryota, Metazoa, Chordata, Actinopteri, Sciaenidae.
AUAGACAGCAGUGGGGCUCCAGUUGGCUGUGUGUGUGUGUGUGUGUGUGUGCGCUCAGACGCACAGACGCAAGCAUCCCACUGGCUGGAGUUGUUGGAGGACACUCUCGCCCCGUCUCGCUUCCUCCGCUGCUCUGAUCCCUUGUCUUUGUCUCCCCUGCGGUGAGAAGACCACCCGCACGGGAGAGAGAGAGAAGCAGUUCUUUUUUUGGUGUUGUUGUUGUAUAAGAGUCAGAGAAACUAUACAGAAUCGGGACUGGACACUUUUUUUUUUUGUCUUUGGAAAGGGGGAAUUAUUUCUCGCAUGAGUCGAGCUGGAUCUGUUCUGUAUACAGCGGGGCGCGCACUGCUUCGUCUUUUCAAUGGAUUUCAAUACAGUGGAAGUACCCUGGGAAUUAAACUACUGUUAAGUCGCUUUUAGUUUCGCACAUCUCGUUCCAACAAGGGCUUAUGUCUCACAUGGAGAGGAAGACGAUGAUCCUCGCAGUAUUGUAUGUCCUUCUGCCUCUUUUAGAUGUGUUGUCUUAUGCCGAGGAGAACCUGCGCGCUGGGGCCACCCGGCUGGACUGUGUGAGGGCCAAUGAGCUGUGCCAGAAGGAGCAGACGUGCAGCACCAAGUACCGCACGAUGAGGCAGUGCGUGGCCGGCGGUAAGGAGACCAACUUCAGUAUGGUGGCCAGCCUGGAGGCCAAGGACGAGUGCAGGAGCGCAAUGGACGCGCUCAAACAGAGUCCCCUGUACAACUGCCGGUGUAAAAGGGGCAUGAAGAAAGAGAAGAACUGCCUGCGCAUCUAUUGGGGGAUCUAUCAGACGUUACAAGGAAAUGAUUUCUUGGAGGAUUCUCCAUAUGAACCUGUGAACAGUCGUCUAUCUGACAUUUUCCGACUGGCUCCCAUCAUAGAGGGUGGGGAACCUUGGAGCAGCUCCGCCACUUCAGCUCCAGGCAGGGGGGGCGCCCAGGGCAGGGUAUCCCAGGGCAGGGAGCACGCUCUGGGCAGAGGGGGCCCCUCUUCCACGGAACUUCAGGAUCCAAGUAGAAACAGGAGAGCUCAUCCCAAUUGGGCCGUACUGGGUGAGCCUGCAGUGGCCAGAGAGAAUAACUGCCUGAACGCUGCCAAAGCCUGCAACCUGAAUGACACAUGUAAGAAGUAUCGCUCGGCCUACAUCAGCCCCUGCACCAGCCGCGUCUCCACCGCUGAAGUCUGCAACAAGAGGAAGUGCCACAAGGCCCUGCGGCAGUUCUUUGACAAGGUUCCUCCGAAGCACAGCUAUGGCAUGCUGUUCUGCUCGUGCCCUCUUAGCGACCAAACGGCAUGUUCUGAACGCAGGCGUCAGACCAUCGUCCCUGUCUGCUCGUACGAAGAAAAACAGAAACCCAACUGUCUCGAACUGCAGGCCAUCUGCAAGACCAACUACAUCUGCAGGUCACGACUGUCGGACUUCUUCGUCAACUGCCAGCCAGAGCCUCGCUCUCUGUCGGGCUGUCUGAAGGAGAACUACGCAGACUGCCUCCUGUCAUACUCCGGUCUGAUUGGUACCGUGAUGACUCCCAACUACCUGCGCUCACCCAAGAUCAGCGUCUCCCCCUACUGCGACUGCAGCAACAGUGGCAACAACAAGGACGAAUGUGACAAGUUCACCGAGUUUUUCACCGAUAACACCUGCCUCCGUAAUGCCAUCCAGGCCUUUGGGAAUGGGACAGACGUGACAGUGUGGCAGCCGAUGUCCCCCGUUCAGACCACCACCUCCACCACUACCCCCUACCAGAGAAACCGUGAACGCAACCCCAACACCAUCGACAACCACAUCAACACAGACCCUGGCAUCUAUCACUUCUGUGGCAGCCUACAGGCUCAGAAAUUAAAGUCAAACUCAACUGUCGAUGGUGUCUUCUGUGUGGACCCUCAGAUAGACGGUCCAAGUACAUCCAACGCCAUCCUGAGAGACUCGGCUGUCUCCAGACGGCCUGCAGGCCUGGCCUCUCUGCUGCCCCUGAUGCCCUGGCUGUGUUACUGCAGCCUGCUGGGGCUCUCCUCGCCGGGCGUCUUGUAGCCUCACUUAAAACUACAACGGACUGACAAACACACACAUUUGUAUAAAAGAAAAAGCAAAACAAGAAAUAAUAUCCUUUCUUCUCAGUAAUACCUGUUGUACUUUUAUUUCCCUCUGGAUUAUAUCUCUCUUUUGAUUCCUACUUUGAUUUAUUUUUUUUAAUGAAUUUUUUGAGAAGCUUCGUUUGUUUUCUUGUUUCGUUUUGUUUCGCAUUGCAGCUGUGUGCUAAAAAACGGUGAUCUACUAUACGUGUUAACUCAGUUUGGCUGUGUGUUACCUUUGGGUUAGUUGAAAAAAAAACACAAAAAAACAAGGAUUUAAAGCUUCUGUGUUAGUCGAGGGCAGAUAUGAUAAAAUACUCGAGGACUACAUUCCAGUAAACCACAGCUGGUGGCUCUUGGAAAGGUACACGCGAUGUAAAUUAGCAUUGAUUUUCCGAGUCGUCGAAUCUGUUUUCACCCACGUCUGUUUGUGUGUUGAGGCUAUCGGUGGGAUCUUUCGCUUAAAAGUCACAGUCAGUUCAGUAACGGCUACAUUUUAUCACUUGGGCAGCCUUUUUUGGUGUUAUUCAGUCUGUGGUUUGUGUAUGUUUUGAUAAUGAUGUGUUCUGAUAUUUGACAUUUUUUAUGAAAGUUGGAUAUCGACCCGACAAAAAGAAAAUGCCACUUGAGAGAUUUUGUUUUUUUUCUUUUUGUCCCCAGGGUGAACACCGAUAACUUAAAAACAUCAGAGAACAUCUGCGCCCAAACCAUCUUCAGUGUAGCUCAUACUGAACACACAUUGCCACUGGCAAAAGCACACACGCAAAGACCCACAAACACGUACCGCACAUGUUCACACAUUCAGACAAAAACACACAGGAACACACACGGCGCCAGGCGUUUUCACUUUUCCACUCUUGUUUUUUGAGGGUGAUACUAACAGAUCACAGGACAGAAGGCAGCACGCUGCUGUGGACAGAUGAAUCCACUCCGCUCAUUAGUGAUUGUACAUACUUGUAACUGUUAGAAGUCCAAGCCAUGUUCAGUGUGUUUCUCUGUGGAAGGUGACAGAGAAGCUGCUGCGGUCUCACCUGAACAAUUAUUUCUUCUUUUCUUUUUUAAAAAAUGUAAUUUGCUGCACUGCGUCCACAAAAACAAGAGCUGACUCAUUGUCGUCGAGUAUAUUCAACGGUAACUCACACCGACUUCGCUCCGAAACUCAAAGCAUCCUUUUCAGUGUUACGACUUAUUGCCUCGAUUGUGAAACUGUCAACGCGUGUUUGGGAAGGGAGCGAUCACUUGAAAUUGACCAUUUGUUAAGCCCCGCCACCCUUAGUUACUGUCACUUCAACUUUCAGGCAUUCUAGCAUUGCUUCAGUUUAGAUUACCAAUAUAAAUGUGGCAGAGAUGCUUCUAAAUAAAUUAGAAUUUUUAGAAUGAGCGGCCUUUCAGAUAGAAGUAGACAUUUCUGAAUUUUAACUAGUGACAAACUUUGUCGUCUAAGCUUCUGGCUGUCACUAGCUGAUAAAUGUUGAUUGGACACUUUCUCCAGCUGACUUUGUAUUAUUUUAAAUUGGCAUUGUGGAGAAAUCUAAACUUAUAUUCUUAUAAUGUACCUCAUAAAACAUUCAAAAAGAAUUUAAAUAUGAGAAAAGGGAAUCAGCUGACUUGAACUAGUGUGUUUUCUCUGUACUUGACGUACAGUACAAACUAAAAGAAACCUGACAACCUGCGAUCCUGAACUGAUUUGAGAAGUGAAGGACCGUCAUAAAUCAUAAUGGAUGCUUCCUCCAGCAUUCCUCCUAACAUUAGCAACUAAGAACUAAGAAGAAAAGUCUUGUUCAAUACAGACUAUGUCUCUUCAGUUGGCCUGUAAACAUAAUGCCCACAUGGUAAUUGGACUAUAAAAGCUGCUUUGCUUAACUACAGAUGCAAAGUUUCAAGAGUUUUGGUGUCGGAGGGGUUUAUCAAACGGUCAAUUUUAUCUUUUUAUGACUCCAGCAAAACAUGUGACAUGUGACUUAUGUACUGUAUGUAAAACAUUAAUAAGCAUUUUGUAUGUCUGCUUCCGAGGACUGCUGGAAAAAAACAAAACAAAACAACUAACAAACAAAAAAAAAAGCCACAACAUCGCGAUCGUGUUCACUUCUCACGUGUCUGUUUUCAUCAGAUGGAGGCGUAUGCUUUCUUUUUUCAUUUGGGCUUUCUUCACAACACAUGAUCCAGACGUUUACACACAAUCGCUGUGGCAUGUUCAGCAAGUUACUUUAGCCAUUUGGAUACCGACAGGAGCAUUUAAAGACAUGCUGCUUGGGUUUAUGUAGCUUCUCAAAACAUGAUUAAUGUAUAGUAGAACUUAAAUGUUAUUUACCGAGCAUAAACAUGGUAUAUGCACUGUAUGUACUUGGCUGAAACUAUAAAGUGGACAAAUAAAUGUCUGAUGAUAUUCUAUUCCAGAGCAUUGUGAGCUAUUUUGACAUUCAGAUACAACAUAGAUUACAUUGAAUAAGCCAGAAUACUGUUUUUUAUAACAACUUAUGUGUAUAUUUCUCCCACUAUGUACAUGAUUAUGGAAUAUUAUUGCAUCUGAGAAAGAGGAUAUCAAUGUAAUUCUCCGACUGUAGUUAAACAGCCCCAUUAUGAUGUUGCUUAAAUAUAGUAUCGAUUUUUUGGCUAAGAUUUGAACUUAUUUUUCUAUCUUUUACUAAUUUUUUUUUUUGCUGUUUCGAUGAGUUAAAGCGAACGAGAUGGACCAGCCACCGACAACUCAUGUUUUAAUUGUUCAACUUUUUUAAGACUGUUCAGUGCCGUCACCGUAAUUAUUUUGGUUUUUACUGCUGAAAGAAUUAUGGCGACAACAACAAGAAAGUUGAGCAAGAAAGAAAGUGCAUGGUGAUUUAGAAAUAUUCCCACACUUUGGAUGUAAAGUUAAAGAGAAAUGUUGAGUUGCUACGUGGCAAAUACUCAAACUGGGACUGAUUACAUUUCUCAGAAUUGUGUCUUACAGUACAUCAUUUUAUAUUUAAAUCCCAGUGCCAUGUCUUCAUUGGCACUAGAAUAUAAGCUAAAGUCUAUAAAGGUGGAUCAGUGCUUCACCUCUGAGUUCAGAAGGCCUCAGCAGAGGUGACCUGCUCCUUAUAUAAGGAUCCCACUUUUGAACAGAAACAAAAAGUUAAAGAUGUUCAAUACGUUUGCUCUCCAUCGCCAUCUCAUCUGUUGUUUGAAAAAUACCAAAAAUGGCUUUUUGGAGAUGCAGACUCCCUCAGAUAUCUGGCGUCAUUAAGUUCUUAGCUUGUGAAAAUGUAAAAUCUAUUGUACAAAAGUUAUGAUUAAAAACUGUUAAAUCAUCCA